GAUCUAUUCUCAUUAUAUUUUUAUGGCCGUAACAUCUUCGACUUGAUAAGACUUUUGUAAUACUUCGCCUAACGAACAGAAAUCCAAAAAAAAAAAAAAAUAUUAAACGAUUUUGCAAAGUAACGUAUUGACGAACUUUGUGACAUUUUAAUUACCGCAACUUACGCAUCUUCGUAUUACAAUCUCACAAUGCCACGAGGAAAAUUCGUAAAUCACAAAGGCAGGAAUCGGCAUUUUACGAAUCCGGAGGAGCUGGAGGAACAGCGACGUCAGGAAGAGAAAAAGCAACAGUGGAGAAAAAAUAAGGAACAAGACAGUUCUGAUGAAGAGGAUGAUGAAGAACCCAAAGCAAGUGGUACUAAUAGGUCGAAAAAUCUUGAUGCCACAGAUAGUGAAAGUGAAUCGGAAUCAGAGUCAGAAACAGAGGGAGGCAAAGCUAAGGGUGUAGAGAAUUUAAUUGAAGUAGAAAAUCCAAACAGGAUACAAAAGAAGACUAAGAAACUAUGCCAAUUGAAUCAGUCGUUAGAUACUGCAAAACCAGAAUUAUCUCGAAGAGAACGAGAACAAUUAGAAAAACAAAGAGCCUAUGCAAAUUAUCAAAAAUUGCAUGCAGCUGGAAAAACGGAUGAGGCCCGGGCGGAUCUAGCACGAUUAGCUAUAAUUAAGCAACAACGGGAGGAGGCGGCGAAACGACGGGAAGAAGAGAAAAAACAGAAGGAAAUGGCGCAACAGAAAAAAACCGAGUUGACGCAAAAAGCACUCGGGAAGAAAUCUUAAAAUGUUUCGAUAGCUCUAAAAUUGAUAUUAUACUGCAAUAUUAAUAUCUUCAUCUGUGACCGAAUUUUUUGGAGUAAUGAUAAAAUUUGAUGAACUAAUACAUAUGUUUGCUAUAUGCGUUUUAUGAUAUGUUAAUGUCAUUGUUUAUAUAAAUGCAAUUUAAUUAAA
Messenger RNA from Nylanderia fulva, 945 nucleotides. RefSeq lists its product as uncharacterized. NCBI's taxonomy places the organism in Eukaryota, Metazoa, Arthropoda, Insecta, Hymenoptera, Formicidae. The record is from RefSeq and is a predicted model, not a curated record.